CGUGAAUGUGCAGAUACUUUUACUCAAAUGAAUGGAUGCACCUGGAAGUUCUGUCAGCAUGGGCGAUUCAGAAUUCAGUGACAGCAAUGAAGAAGAGCUGAAAACUCUUUUACCAUUUCUGGGAACAGAAGAAAAAGAAGACAAAGCUGGUCAGCACUCUAACAUAAAAGGCCAUCAUGAAGAACACAAACUUGAAGAGUCAGGUGUUGGUGGCAAGAUGGGAAACCACCUUUCUGAAGGAGUUGAAGAUGAGGCUGAUUCUAGCACGUAUGAGGUGUGGCAAAUGGAAUCCGAGCGGGCAAAAUCUGAAAGCUUCAAUGAAGGACUUGAAAAAGAUGAAGAUGAGCUAGAUAUACAGUACCAAAAACAAGCAGAAAGGCGGAUUCGGAGGGAAAAAAGAGCAGCUCUGUGUGCAGAACAAAACCAAAAAGCUAGAGAAAAAAAAGAUGAGGAAACCCAGAAAGAAUGUGAAGAAAAACAUAAAGAAAUGCUUGAAGAUAUUCAAAGGAACCAUGAAAAAGCAGUCCGCUUCCUGAGGAAAACAACGGCAAGAAUUCAUGAGAAAAAUGCAGAAGAAGAACUGAAGUCUCGGGAGCAUAUGGAAAGAAGGAUACAAGCUGUGCUUUCCCUGAAAAACAGCAUAACUUCCAACAGGGAAAGCCUCCAAACCCUCCAGAUAGGGAAAAAAGCAAGGGCCUUUGAGGCAAAAAAGCAAGAGAUGAAAAUGAGAGAAGCUGUCCUAGCAGAAGGAGGCAAUGUUACCAAGGAAGUCAUUCUUCACAAACGACUGCUGGAAUAUGAAAAAGAGAAACAAGCUUUUGCAGAACAGCAAAAAUCUAGAAGAACUGAGAUUGUAGCUAGAAUUUUGCAAGAAGAUGUUUACUUUCGCAAGCAGAAAAACAGUCAAAUAACUAUGAAGGCAGUUAAAAGGGCUGAUAAGCUUGAGGAUUCUUUGCUUUGGAGAAUGAGAACAUGGCAAUAUAUUGAGAACACAUGCCAGCACUCAGCUGCAGCACUACCACAGUUGUGGUACCCUUCAUCAGUUUGCUGCUCAGCUAAUGAGAGAACUACUUCUGUACAAGAAGUUCCCGAAAAAGUGUGCCAUGAUGUGUCUCGUGAAAGUAAAGAAGAUGAGAAAGACAGGGACAAGCCUCAAGCUGAACCAGAGUUUCCAGGACUUUGGGAUUGGGGAUAUGGUUUUCACAAGGAACCCAAAGAAGAAAGAGAACCAAAGCUAUUGGCCUCAAGGAUGAUGAGAAGUGAGAUUUUUGGAAAAAAGAUGGGGAAACUGCAAACUGGAAUCGUUCACAAGCAAACAGAUGCUGCUCGUGAAUGUGAGGGAUGUCCUUUUUAUAGUAAACCAAACCUCAUUCAUUUCAAGGAUUUUGAUGUUGGUAAAAUCUACAAAAAGAAGAUAGUUUUGACAAAUGCAUCCUACAGUGUUAACUUCUGCAGACUUGCGGGAAUCAGUGAAUGGCUCAAGGACUUCAUCACUAUUCAUUUUGAUCCACCUGGCCAAAUGUCUGCUGGAAUAUCCUGUGAAGUAGGGGUAACAUUUAAGCCAAUGAUAAAUGAAACUCUUGAAGGAGAGAUCACAUUUAUGGCACAAACAGGUUCUUUUUCUGUUCCACUUAAGUGUACAACCAAGAAAUGCAUUUUGGCACUAGAUAAAGAACUGAUCGACUUUGGCACUCAAGUUGUCGGGGAAAGAAUUUCACGGGCUAUCACCCUAACAAACUGUGGAGCUCUGGGGACACGAUUCAAAGUUCAGAUGUCAUCAGGUGACAGUAGCAUAACCAGAGAAACAGCAAAGUCUUUUGGAAGAAUGACUAGUCAACAGUUCAGUGAAUAUGUCCUUGAAGAAGAAGUCCAUAUUAGUCCUAUGAAAUCUCUGUAUAAGAAAAAGGAUGAAACUUCUCAUGACCAUAGUGAAGAAAUAGCUCAUUGUGUAACGCAGGUGGAGCAGCAGAGGACAGAAACAAGCCUGAGCAGCAGUUCUAUAGAAGAGCUGAAUAAAGAUGCAUUAAACUCCAAAUCAGAUCUAGAAGCAGAUGAUGCAGAGAACUUGGUGGAAUCUUCUCUUGAAGAAGCACCAACUGAAAUUAUGCUGGGCAAGGUUACUGAAGGUGAAAUUGGACCCUUCAGCUCCGUCAAGCUUCAGAUCAUAUUUAUCCCAGCUAUCCCUGGGGAUGUACGGGAAGAGUUUGUGGUUACAUUUGACAACUCAUCCUGCAAGCCACUGUACUUUAGUGCCACUGGAGUUUCUAUUGAUGUGCCAGUUUGGGUGCCCAAUCCAAACAUUGAUUUAAAGAUCUGUAUGUACGACCGACUUUAUCAAGAUUGCAUUGUCAUUCAAAGCAGAGCAAAAGCCGCACUGCGCUUGACAUUUGAAGUAUGCAGAGAAUUGACUAAACAUAUGGAGCUUCUGCCAAAAACAGGUUACAUUCAAGCUCAGUCGUCCUUCAGCGUGCAGCUGAAGUUUCUGCCCAGGCACUCUCUUCCUGAAGAUGCAGGGAACUAUUUUGACAAGGAGACGAGAGUUCUGGAAGUUCCAAUGACAAUAUCGAUUGCAGACAAGACUAAACCUGUAACUUUUACUGUCCAUGCAAUUGUUACUACUUCUGAUCUCGAAAUCAGUCCCGCAGAAAUAAAUUUUGGAUACUGCACUAUCUAUGAAGCUGUGCAAACAAAUAUCACACUAACAAACAAAUCCAUCUUGCCACAAGAGUUUGGAUUUGUGGGACUUCCAGAGUUUGUUGAAAUUCAACCCAAUGAUGGACUUGGCAUUCUUCUUCCUCUUGAAAGCCUAACAUUAGAUAUAAUCUUUAAAGCCAACAAGGCAAAGGAAUACAACUUUGAACUAACCUGCAAGUCGGAGAUUAACAGACAAUUCAAGCUGUCAUGCAAAGCUGUUGGAGUCCACCCACCUCUUGAAUUGUCUCAUUCCUUAGUCCAGUUUGCUGCAACAGCUUUAAAUGGUGUAUCUACAGCAACACUCUAUGUAAUAAAUUCCCAUAUAAGUGUCMACCACUUCACUCAUGCUGUCCCAAGAAUUGGCAAUGGGGAAAUGGCCCGUGUUGGACCCACUUCCUUUGAAUUCCACGUGCCAGAAGAUUGUCCUGUGACAAUUGCACCUUCUGUUGGGACUGUGUUGCCUGGGAAGAAAAGCUUAAUUCAAGUGUCCUUCAGACCAACAUUGUCAGAUCAGCUAAUCAGAGAAGAGGCAAUUCGGCUCUGCAGAGCAGCUGUGGCAAGGGCAGAAAUACAAGCAAGAAAGAAAAAUGAGAGGAGAGAGAUAAAGAAAUCAUGCACUUCCUUUAUCAGACACCAAUCUUCAAGACAGCUUGCAAGAGACAGAGGCAGUAAAUACUUGAAUCCUGUGCAUAGUUCUGAGCCACCAAAAUCUGAAGAGCUAGAACCGAAUUCUGAAGAUUUUAUGUUAGCCCAGACUUUGCUGAUCAGGAAUUUCAGAGGGAGUUUUGAAAAAUACAUUAUACCCUGCUUUGUUGCAAGUGGAGACACUGAGGGAAGGAGAAGCUGUGAAGAUCUAAACUGCAGUCCCUAUAAUACAUUGUAUCUGGAGCUGCACUGUCCGGCUGUAGCACCAUCUGUUGUGGUCACUUCAGAUAAUGGGAAAAACGCAGUCAAUUUUGGCGAUGUUGCAAUAGGCCAUAGAAGAAUCAAACAAAUUACAAUACAAAAUAUCUCCUCAGAGAAGCUGGAACUAGGAUUCUCAAUUCUGAAUCCCAGUGGUCCUUUCUUGUUGAUCAGACCAGCUCGAAUGCUUCAGCCAGGGGGAAAUAAAACUCUUAUCAUCUCUUUUUGUCCAAAUGAGGAUAAAUGGUUUUUUGAAACCCUGGACAUCUGGACUGUAAAAACCAGUCUAACCCUAAGCAUCAUUGGUCACGGGGUGACACCAUCAAUCGUGUGCUCUGUGGAAGAAGUCCUCGAUAUGGGAUAUGUCAUAGCCAAAGAGAAAGCGACCUCCACGUUCAAGAUACAGAACACUUCCACACUGAACCUGAGAUACUCCAUACAACUGGAUUCACUUUCUUGCACAAGGGAUAAGGAUCAGCAGAGGCUUCCCUCCUUCAUGACAUCUUCUGUGCAAAGAACGGAUCUUGUUGGAACACAGAACUAUAAUGGUUUAAGUGUGUUCAGCAUCUUUCCAAUGGAAGGAGAAAUUAUUGCUGGGAAGAGCCAGGAUUUUAUUGUCACUUUCAGUCCUGAUCAUGAAAGUCUCUAUUAUUCUGACUGUCUGAAGGUUGUGCUCUUUGGCAAGGAAGUAGCCCAUGUGAUCUGCUUGAAAGGUGCAGCAAGAAACUAUCCAAUGUUUGUGGAAGGGGGAAUUCCACUAGAUGUGCCCGUGGAGACCUUGGCUGUGACACUGCCUGUGUCAUCACAGGAAGCAGCAAAGGGAGAGCUGCAAGAACCAGUGAGAUCCAUCCUGCUUGUCCUGGAGUAUGUGGAGGGAGAGAGUUCGGUAGUGCCGGCAGUGGCAGAAUUGCAAGUUGGAGCUAUCCGGACAGCUCAGUUUGCAUCCAAGAAGAGCGUGGAGUUCGGCUUCGAGAACCUGCCGCUGCUGCAGCAGAGGGGAUUCACCCUUGAUGCUCCAAAGGGGACAGUCGAGCGUGGUCAAGUAAAAAGCAUCAGUGUUUCGUGGGUGCCACCUGCUGACUUCCAAGCAGAUGGCCCUCUGAUUGUGACAACCCUACUGACAUUAAAAGGCGACAUUAAGGAGUCUUAUCAAAUCCUCUUCAUGGCAAAAGUUGCAUCUGCACAUACUCCCCCUGAGCAAGGAAAAUAAACUAAAAGGAAAGGAAGAUGGUGGAGGUUUAUAUUAUUGGCAAACCAUUGGAUCUCAGCUGGAAAAUGGAAGAUGUGUGACUGGGGUGGAGAGGCAGGCGGGAAGGCAACGUAGUAUUUCUGCUCUUCUCCAGCAAACUGUGUAUGAACUCUGGUUCUACUGGUUUUAUUUCCAAGCUGCCUCUGACACCAACCUUACAGCGGAAGGAGAAAUUAACGUGGGGAAGGGCAGUGCAAGUAGCCACAUCUGCUAUUAAUCCCAGUGUCAUCCAAAGGUUGGCAUUCCUUCAGGAACUGUAUCUUUUUUACAUCUAGAAGUCUGAGUUUCAUACAAUGUACUUUUUUUCC
Nothoprocta perdicaria is the source of this 5154-nucleotide messenger RNA. RefSeq names its product cilia and flagella associated protein 74 (gene CFAP74). Lineage: Eukaryota; Metazoa; Chordata; Aves; Tinamiformes; Tinamidae. The transcript has 36 exons. Bases 32 to 4807 code for a protein of 1591 amino acids. The record is from RefSeq and is a predicted model, not a curated record.